Molecule: messenger RNA, 1646 nt
Organism: Contarinia nasturtii (swede midge)
Lineage: Eukaryota; Metazoa; Arthropoda; Insecta; Diptera; Cecidomyiidae
Gene: Gr21a
Product: gustatory and odorant receptor 22
Exons: 8
Coding region: 72-1442 (456 amino acids)
Biological process (GO): sensory perception of taste
Cellular component (GO): axon; dendrite; membrane
Source: RefSeq, a predicted model, not a curated record
UAAGUCCAAAGUUAAGCGAUUUUAUCAUGCAGUUGAGUUUUAAUUUUCAAACACUUCACUUUAAUUAAGAGAUGUCCGAAAAAAAAGACGACCAUGAUAAACCACUUGGUGUUUUCAAUCCAAAUCAACGUCAGUUUUUUGAAGACGAACUGAGAUAUCGUGAAAAAUUAAACCAGCUUCAUGCAGGUUUGGAUAAUUCCAGUCCCACACAUUUGUACAUUAGACCAAAAGAAGUGGAGCUCGACGUGGAUUUAUUGGAUGAAUAUGAUUCGUUUUACAAAACAACCAAAAGUUUAUUGAUUCUCUUUCAAAUUAUGGGAAUUAUGCCGAUUAAACGAAGUGCACCAGGUGAAAAAUUACCACGCACCACUUAUCAUUGGAGAUCAUCGGUUUUCUUGUGGGCUUAUUUCAUAUAUGGCUGUUUGACGAUUCUCGUCAUAUACACGUUUCAGGCUCGAGUCCAAAAUUUCUUGAGCUCUGCAAAACGUUUCGAUGAAGUUAUCUACAAUGUUAUUUUCAUAAGUUUGCUGUUGCCGCAUUUUUUAUUACCCGUAGCAUCAUGGCGCAAUGGAUCGGAAGUGGCCAAAUUCAAAAAUAUGUGGACUGCUUAUCAAUUACAAUAUUAUAGAGUGACCGGAAUACCUAUAAUAUUCAAACAAUUGUCAGCAAUGUCUUGGAUCGGAUGUGUGGCUAGCUGGCUGCUAAGCUUUAUGAUGAUGAUUUCUCAGUACUAUUUUCAACCCGAUUUCACAUUCUGGCAUAUUUUUGCAUAUUUGCACAUCAUUGCUAUGUUGAAUGGCUUUUGUUGUCUUUGGUAUUUAAAUACCACCGCAUUCUCUGAGGCCAGUAAACUACUGUCGGACAAAUUAGAAGAAUCAUUGAGCCAACCGAGGCCAUCAGAGCAAUUGACAAAAUAUCGGCAUUUGUGGGUUGAUUUGAGUCACAUGAUGCAACAACUGGGCAGAGCUUAUUCCAAUAUGUAUGGCAUUUAUUGUCUCAUAAUUUUCUUCACCACCAUCAUCGCACUUUAUGGUGGUUUGUCGGAAAUUUUGGACCAUGGAGCGACUUUCAAGGAGCUUGGCUUACUUAUUAUCGUCGUCUAUUGCAUGACAUUGCUUUUUAUUAUUUGCAACAAAGCACAUAUGGCCAGUGAACGGGUUGGCCUCGAAUUUCAAACACGCCUUUUGAAUGUGAAUUUAACAGCGGUCGAUAAAUCAACACAAAAGGAAGUUGAAAUGUUUUUGAUUGCCAUACAGAAAAAUCCACCAAUCAUGAAUUUGGAUCAAUAUGCUGACAUCAAUAGGAGUCUCAUUACUUCGAAUGUUUCCUUUAUGGCUACUUAUUUGGUUGUUUUGCUUCAGUUCAAAUUAACAUUGUUACGACAAAGUGCACGUCAAGCAGCUCACAGUCUACUGGUCAAUAAAACAAUGAUACAUCAAUAAUUUAAAAAUAUAUUGGAAACAGAUAAGGGAAAAAUACUACUAAUAUUCGAACUUACUUUAGUACUUUUUUCUUGACAAAACUAAAUUUGUGUUAUUUGCAUUAAGUUGGUUCCAUUUAAUAUUAUAAAUAAAUGAUUAGAAUAUUCAUGCACUAGCUAUGGAAACCGAAAAAAGCAAAUUUUUAAGCACGAUCAUUUGUAUUAU